AUGUCAACGUCAACACGACAAAAAUUAUCGGAAAGAGAUGAGCCACCAAAAUCGACAUUCCCGCUGUACUUUUUCAUAGUUUCGAAUAUCUGUGUUCCAGCCAUCAAAAAGUGAGUUUAAUGAGAAAUACCGGGGUAUUUUCCAAACCCAUUUUUCCGGAUUAAAAUCUCUAGACCACGAUCUCAUCAACAAAAUUUCAGGUUCUUCAAAUGGUUCUUGGCCAAAUCAACUGAACAAUUGAUUGUCACAGUGCCAGAUGUGAAGUUCAAUGAGACUUUUGGAUUAAAAGACGAAACAAACAAUAAUGAUCGACCACAACCAGUUCAUUUGACAAUUAUGAAUCCAGUUCAUUUUUGUUGGCUCCUUUUGCUUGAUCCAAAAAUGGGACUCGGUGAAACAUAUAUGGCAAAUGAUUGGAAAGCAUCACCGAAUCCAACUGAACUUUUAAGAUUACUUAUUCGUGCCAAAAGACAAACAGCAGCUGCAAGAAAGGCACAAAAUGGCGGGGAAUCACCAAAAUCAUCCUCAUUGACAUCUCAAUUAUCUUCUGCAUUUGUUGCUGUUAUUCGUUACAUCGCAAAAUGUAUCAAUUAUAUUCAACAUACUUGGCAAGAAAACUCUUUGACUCAAUCAACAAAAAAUAUCGAAGCACAUUAUGAUCUUGGAAAUGAUAUGUUCAAAUUGUUCCUUGAUAAAUCAAUGACAUAUUCAUGCGCACUUUUUGAUGACAUCAAACCAGUUACCAAUUUCGAUUUUGAUGUUUUGGAAAAAGCGCAAUAUAAAAAGAUGGAUCGAUUGAUUGAACAAUUGGAAUUGAAAGCCGAAGAUCAUGUUUUGGAAAUUGGUUGUGGUUGGGGAGCUGCUGCUAUUCGAGCUGUACAAAAGACUGGUUGCAAAUGGACUGGAAUUACAAUUUCGAAAGAACAAUUGGAAUGGGGAAGAAAGAAAGUUGUUGAAGCUGGGUUGGAGAGUCGAAUUGAUUUGAGAUUCCAAGAUUAUCGGUGAGUUCAAAAUUAUUUUUGAAAAUUGAAAUUUUGAUCAGAAGAAUCAGAAAAAAAGGUCCAGUUUUCAAAAUCUCUGAAACUGACCAUUUAUAUUUUUUGCCCGAUCAUUUUUCAAUGUCAAAAAAAGUCUCAACUGGGAAAUCAAACUUUUUCCUUAAAUAACAUUAUUUCAAUUCAGAUUAGUCAAAGAAAAAUACACUCGAGUAUUGUCAAUUGAAAUGAUCGAAGCUGUCGGUGAAAAAUAUCUUCCACAAUAUUUCCAAAUUAUCAACGAUGUUUUGGAAGAUGGUGGAAUUUUCGCACUUCAAGGAAUCAUUUGCCCAGAUGCUUAUUAUGAUCAAUACAAAAAAUCAUCAGAUUACAUCAAGAAAUACAUCUUCCCUGGUGGACAUUUGCCAUCCCUUGGUGCAAUUGCUUCUUCUCUUCCAAAAACAAUGAAACAAACUGAUCUUUUCAGUAUGGGACAUCAUUAUUCAAUGACUUUGGAACAUUGGUUCUUGUAAGUUUUUUUGUAUUUGUUAGAUGUUUAGGAUUUCAAAAUUAACUUUGAAUAUUUCUAGCGCGUGGAUGAAAGCUCAACCAGAAAUCGAAUCAAUGCGUCUUCCAUCGGAUUUCCAUCGCCGUUGGCAAUUUUAUUUCUGUCUUUGUGCAGCUCUUUUCUCAUAUGAUAAUAUUGAUGUCGUUCAAAUGACAUUCAAAAAAGAUAAAUAG
Caenorhabditis angaria is the source of this 1715-nucleotide messenger RNA. The record is from the annotation of a GenBank genome assembly. NCBI's taxonomy places the organism in Eukaryota, Metazoa, Nematoda, Chromadorea, Rhabditida, Rhabditidae.